AUGAGUGUCAACAGAUCUAUAGUAACCGCGGCCUUGUUUGCGACACUGAGUACACUGACUCUCGCUAAGACUGUGGUGUUCCUGCCACCCCCGAGUACCAGCUACUUUGUCUACCACAGCAAUGUAGCUGCAGCUCUAGCCAGCCGGGGCCAUGAGGUGUGGAUCUGCGUGCCAGACUUUCUGCUUCAAAAAAACUUGGUUAAAGACAAAGCCGUCAAAGUUAUCCCGUAUGGGAAACAAUUGGGCAACAUUGAGGAGCGAGUGAUGAAACAUUCAAGACUAAUAGAAGUUUUCUGGGCAGAGGAAUUCUCAAUAAACGUCGUGAACCUCUAUCAUCACAAUCAAGAAUAUUCAAGACUAGCACACGAGAUUUUGUCUGAUCAGACAUUUAUAAACGCAAUACGAAAUCUGAAACCAGACUUCUUCGUCUUGGAAUCCAUCAUAUUCAAUGUAAAUAUGGUAGUUCUACCGUAUAUUUUGGACACCCCUUUUGCAUUUAUUGGAACAUUCCACGACCCCCCUUUGACCAGGGUUCCCUUUAGUCCAGGAGCCCCGGACCUACCCGGGGAACACAUGAGUAACAGGCUGACAUUCCCAGAGAGGGCUGUCAACUUGCUCUUCUAUCUUGUCCGCAUCAACUUUGACCUGUUCCAUGACAGUAGUCUGGUGUCCAGGUUUGCAGCUCACAAGCCCUAUAAGUCCAUCAAUGAUCUGGCAGGCGAUGCUAAAAUAUUCAUUGCCGAGAUUGACCACAUACUGGACUACCCUCGUCUGAUGCUGCCUAACACCAAACUGGUAGGAGGUUCUUCUGCUUCGGUAGCCAAGCCACUGGUUGGGGAACUGAAGAAGUUUGUGGACGAGUCCAAGCAUGGAAUCGUGGUCGUCUCGUUUGGGGGAAGUGUGAUCAAUGUCCCCUCGCAUAUUACAGCCAAGAUGGCGGCAGCUUUCAGACAACUCGACCUCAGGGUGGUGUGGAAUGUCAAUCUAACCUCACCUGACCCUAGCCACAUCAGGACUUCCUUGUGGAUGCCACAAAAUGACCUUCUGGGACAUGAAAAGACCAAACUGUUUGUAUCCCACUGUGGUAAGAACGGACAGUACGAGGCCCUGUAUCACGCAGUGCCUAUUCUCUGUCUACCCAUUUUUGGAGACCAAGGCUACAAUGCAGAAAGAAUCAAAAUUAAACAACUUGGCCUUCGUGCCGAUAUUCGCAAAAUUAGCGCAGACGAGCUGGCAACUAUGAUCAAGGAAAUUGUUUACAAAGGAAAUUACUCCGAAAACAUGAAGAAAACCUCCCGCCUUUACCGAGAAUUGUAUAAAGAUCCAAAGACAGAAUCCGCCUACUGGCUGGACCACGUGAUGAAAUAUGGCGGGGCAUACAUGAGGUCAGCUGGUCAAGAGAUGCCCUGGUACCAGCUUUAUGUCCUGGAUGUUAUCGCUGCCCUGUUGGCUGUGACCUCACUGAUCUUGUUGUUUGUUUACCAGCUCAUCAAGAUCUGCUACAGAUGUGUUAGGACUCAGUUUAGUGACCGCAAACGAAAACAGGAUUAG
Messenger RNA from Candidula unifasciata, 1551 nucleotides. The record is from the annotation of a GenBank genome assembly. Lineage: Eukaryota; Metazoa; Mollusca; Gastropoda; Stylommatophora; Geomitridae.